Labrus bergylta (ballan wrasse) is the source of this 1829-nucleotide messenger RNA. RefSeq names its product ankyrin repeat domain 34Bb (gene ankrd34bb). Lineage: Eukaryota; Metazoa; Chordata; Actinopteri; Labriformes; Labridae. Gene Ontology annotation, molecular function: protein binding. The record is from RefSeq and is a predicted model, not a curated record.
AGCCAAGAUCCUCACAAUGGAUGAAUCAACAGAGGUCCGAACAGAUGGCAAUUCUCUGCUGAAGGCUGUCUAUUUGUGUCGUCUGCGUCUUACCCGUCUUCUCCUGGAGGGUGGGGCCUACAUAAAUGAGAGUAACGAACAAGGCGAGACGCCACUCAUGGUGGCCUGCAAGACACGCCACAUAGAUUCACAGAGUGUACCCAAACAGAAGAUGGUUCGGUAUCUUCUGGAAAAUAGCGCUGAUCCAAACAUCCAAGAUAAGACAGGAAAAACGGCUUUGAUGCAUGCAUGCCUCGAACAAGCUGGAGCUGAAAUUCUGUCCCUUCUGCUGAGCAGUGGAGCUGAUCCAACUCUGGAGGAUCACACCGGUUUAUCAGCUUUGGUUUAUGCUGUCAAUUCAGGCAACAGUGACGUCCUGAGGGUCCUCCUGGACGCCUGUAAAGCAAAGGGUAAGGAGGUUAUCAUCAUCACCACCAACAAACUGCCAUCAGGCCAUCAGAUGACAAAGCAGUACCUCAAUGUCCCUCCACCUCCUGAUCUUGAGGAGCGAAUGCAUUACACCCCGACAUCCUCUUGCAUGUGGCCAUUUGAGUUCCAGCUACGAACUCCUCCACAGGGCUCCUCAGCAAGUGUUUCUCCCCAGCCUGGCAGUCCCCUUCUUGGCCUCAGGGAUCCCCAGUGUUUAUGCUCAGGGCCUGGUUUAAUCACAUCUCGCCCAAGCUCUCCAAACCAUCAUCCUAGUCCUUUACGCAUUCCUGGGGUGGAUAAACGACUUAACCUCCAGAGGUUACAGUCCGAGCAGUGGUCCAAAAGUUCCUCCCUGUUGCUCCAGCAAAGCCAGGCCUCCUCUUUAACUGAGGAGCCAGCAGAAAUCACACCUGAGGAGGAGUUGUCCUUUAGAGUGAACGGCCUUGCAUUCCAUGGAAGACCUCCAGCUGUCUCACGCCACCACAGCAUCGAUGUCAAAGACUCAUCAGGACUUCUCAGAGCACUGGAAAACAUUUCAGGAAAUGAGACUAGGGCAGGAUGUGGAAAAAGAGUCUUUGGCAGAAAGAUGUCAUAUGACAGUGCUGCAAGUUCACCACAUUCUGCUUCCCACCCAAACUUGCUCCAAGACAUUCAGCAGAAUGUUUUCCGUCUGAGGAACAUCGGCAUUGACCACUACAGCUCAGACUCUCAGUUACCACAGUUUGGCAGCCAAGAUAAUAGCUCCAAAAAUAUUGCAGGGAAUGGAACAGGAACAGAAAAGUCCAAACUGGUCAACAGUGUAUCGUCUACUCUGUCAGGAUCUAGGGAAUCAUUGGAGAGCUUUGUCCCCAAAAGAGGAGCAGCAGGGCUGGAGCGAAGAGGGUCAGGAGCCCUUCUUCUGGAUCACAUCGCCCACACUCGCCCUGGAUAUCUCCCUCCUCUCAAUCCCCAUGCUCCUAUACCAGAUAUCGGGGUCACUUCUAGUGCUUCUUACCCUUUGAGUGGCAGCAGCAAGACACUGAAUGCUGUUCAUACAGGGUCAAAGCCUUUUCUACCCUGUGCACCAGGCUUCCCCAGGGAUUCCAAAGUCAAAAAAAUGCUGUGGAGACGCCACUCAAUGCAGAGUGAGCAGAUUCAACAACUGGCCAACUUCAAGGAAACUUUUGGCCAGUAGAAUUAAAUAUUGCAUGUAUUAGGGAAAAAAAUGAUCUCUUACCAAUUUCAUUCAUUGCUGUACUGUGACUACUUCACCAUUGCCGAUACCAGCUCAUGUGCACUUUAAGUCUAAAUAUAGUUGAUGUACUUUUUUGGUCUUCUCUUGACAGACAUUAUUUUUCUCUUAUUUACAAGGAAAAUGUAUA